ACCGGCACCGGCACCGGCUCCGGCUCCGGCACCGGCAUCGGCACCGGCAUCGGCAUCGGCACCGGCUCCGCUCGCCGCACAGGGGCCGCCGCCGCCGCCCCCUCCCUCCGCCCCGCCCCGCCCGCCGGCGGCACUGGGACCCGCCGCCCCGGGAUGAAGGUUCUCCGGCACAAGAUCGAGCUGCUGACAGGGCUGCUGCUGCAGGAGAUGACCAUGGCGGGGCUGCAUGAGCUGCGCUUCACCGAGGAGAAGCCGCUGUUGCGGGGCCAGGAUGCCGAGCUGGAGAAUUCUGAUGUCUUCCUCUCUGCUGUGGACACAGACUGGAAGGAGCAUGACAUUGAGACUCCCUACGGGCUGCUGCACGUGGUCAUCCGGGGCUCGCCCAAGGGGAAUCGCCCGGCCAUCCUGACGUACCACGAUGUGGGCCUCAACCACAAGCUUUGCUUCAACACUUUCUUCAACUAUGAAGACAUGCAGGAGAUCACAAAGCACUUUGUGGUGUGCCACGUGGAUGCGCCGGGCCAGCAGGCAGGAGCCUCGCAGUUCCCACAGGGGUACCAGUACCCAUCCAUGGACCAGCUGGCUGCCAUGUUACCCAGCGUGGUGCAGCAUUUUGGGUUCAAGUAUGUGAUUGGGAUCGGCGUUGGGGCAGGAGCCUACGUGCUGGCCAAGUUUGCGCUCAUCUUCCCUGACCUGGUUGAAGGACUGGUCCUCAUGAACAUCGACCCCAAUGGCAAAGGCUGGAUUGACUGGGCAGCUUCCAAGCUCUCUGGCCUCACCAGCACGCUGCCGGACACUGUCCUGUCCCACCUCUUCAGCCAGGAAGAACUUGUGAACAACACGGAGCUCGUGCAGAGUUACCGGCAGCAGAUUGGCAGUGUGGUGAACCAGUUCAAUCUCCAGCUCUUCCUCAACAUGUACAACAGCCGCAGGGACCUGGAUAUCAACCGGCCUGGAACUGUGCCCAACGCCAAGACGCUGCGCUGCCCUGUGAUGCUGGUGGUUGGAGACAACGCGCCUGCUGAAGAGGGGGUGGUGGAGUGUAACUCCAAGCUGGAUCCCACCAACACCACCUUCCUGAAGAUGGCUGACUCUGGUGGGCUGCCCCAGGUCACACAGCCUGGCAAGCUGACCGAAGCCUUCAAGUAUUUCCUGCAAGGCAUGGGCUACAUCGCCCACCUGAAGGACCGGAGGCUGAGUGGAGGCACAGUGCCAUCCGCCAGCAUGACCCGCCUGGCACGCUCCCGCACGGCCUCCCUCACCAGCGCCAGCUCAGUGGAUGGCGCCCGCCCACGUGCCUGCACCCACUCGGAGAGCACCGAGGCCAUGGGGCAGAUCAACCACACCAUGGAGGUAUCGUGCUGAGGUCCACGCCUGCUGCUGACGUCUCCUCCAGAGCCAUCUCCCAUCCGUCAACAUCCCGCCAGCACCCACCCGCCCUGUGGACGUCCUCUACCAGGGCCCUCGCUCCUUUGGGGUUGAUUUGUCUUCUUUGCCAUUGGCCUCGUCCCCUUGUCUGGUACCGGAGAAGGAGAAGGCCUUCGCUUCACUGCCUCCUGACUCUGGCUCCUGGCUUUGCCCAGCAGUCACUCAUGGUUCUGCAUCGGUCCUCACCUUCCUCAGCAUCAGCCUGGCCCUGGCUUGGGAGGGUGGGUGGCAGGGGGAUGGGGCAGGGUGGUGAGAUGGGAACAGGAUGAUGGGAUGAGGCAGGACAGCAGGCUGUGGGCAGGACAGCAGGACGUGAAGAGGACACAGGAGGUAGGUUGGUCUCCCAAGGUCAACUGAUGGCUGGCCAAGACAGGAGGGAAACAGGGACAGGGAGUGGUGCUCACUGGGAGGUCACUGGCCCCUUCCUGGGGAUGCAGCUUCCAUUUCUCCCCACUGGCUCUCCCUGGGGAGAGGUAGCACAGGAUCCCCCAGCACACCCAGGACCUGCUGCCCCAGAGCUGGCUGAGAAUUGUGACACCGUAAACUGUCCCCUUGCCCUGGUCACGUACCCUGAGGGCUGCCCUGGGUCAGGGGGAGAUGGCUAAGCCCUGCUCCAGAAGCCAUCAGGGCAGGAGAGGGGUGGCAUGAGGGUCCCCCACCUCUGCCUAUGCCCUCACCCAUGGUGGCACUUCCUUGGUCCCUUGUUACAAGAAGGACAAUCACCACAUGCCACCAAAAGCACACCGGGAUGCAGGGGGGCUGUGUGCCCUGCCUUGCUCAGUCUCUGCCACACCUGCAGUUCCACUCCCAGCUCUUGGGCUGGGGCCAUCAGGGCUCAGAGGCCACCAGGUCUGGGGAUGUGGCAUGGCAAAUCCCCCCUCCAGUUUCACCACGGUCUCUGGGUGUCACCACAGUGGAGCCAUUAGCAAUAAGAUGAGACACUUGCCCUGGCUCCCCCCACCCUCCAUUGUUGGGGAGCCCUCAGCACCCUCUGCCCUGCAGGGUGUAUCACUGCAAGGUCACCCAUGGAACAUGGGGAGCACCCCAGUGUUUGGCUUUGCCCACAGAGCUGGCCAGACUGACAAUGGCCCCCCAAAUUCACAACCCCCACUCCCAGCAUCUCGCCUGCACACUGAGAGGGGCAUCUCUCAAGGGCUUGGCUCCCCCCAAGCUGCGGGCUUCCAUCCGGCCACUGGUUCUGGGUGGAUCCAGCCUCUUGCACUUGGCAUGGAGAGCUGUGUCAUCACGUAACCCACUGUCAGCCACCCAGCCUCUGCUGCCGUCCCUGGGCUGUCCCCUGGGCAGCAGAGCCCAGCUCCUCCUGCACCCGGCGUAAUGGAGAACCCGGCUGUGGACAUGGGUGCUAAGGUCUUUGUGAGUGGUCCACGGGGGAACCAAGCCAGGAGCUGUAGGGGACCCAUGAGGUGCCACCAUCUGGGUGAGCAGAACCAGCCUACUGGGAGCAGGUCCUACCGAGCCCCUCAAAAACACUCACCUGCCAGAUCCCCAUCACUGCACCCCAGUGAGGGGCGCUGGGGCUUCCAGUGGGUGUACAAGGGCUUUUCGCCCUGAGACCUGCACCCCACCCAGCCCCUCCCAUAUUGAACGGCCACCCCCAAACAUCAGUGUCCCCAUUUGUCCCCCACUUUGUUCUGCCGUGUGCUUCCUUCUCGGUGUGACUUUGAAAGCUACGUAGCUCCUUUUUACUGUAGAUAUUGCUGCGAUCUCUUGUUUUCUCAGCGUGUCCUUCCAGAUGAUAUAUAUAUAAAUACCUAUACAUAAUAUAUAUAAGGGUUUGUCUAGUCCCUGACCUUUUUGGAUUCAUUCCCCAUUGCAUUUUCAUCCAAGCGGUGCCGUGUGGUUCCCCUGGAGGUGGUCUGGCCGUGCUUGACUUCAGUUCCUCACCUUGGUUUUGUUGGUUGGUUUGGUUUUCCCUGGUGGUUUGUUCUUUUGAUUUUUGUUGGUUUUCCCUUUUUCUCAGUCACAACAGCAUUUAACACAUUUUCCUGUCUGAGUGCAACACGGUUUUGUCAUGGCAGCAUCAAGGCCGCAGCACUCAUAAGACGGCAAUAUGUAAACUGGAUUUAACUAACCUGUUGCUGUAGAGAGGAUUUACUGUGUUGGAAAAAAACCAACAAACUAAUAAAGACGUUAAGAACCUGC
Columba livia (rock pigeon) is the source of this 3591-nucleotide messenger RNA. RefSeq names its product NDRG family member 4 (gene NDRG4). NCBI's taxonomy places the organism in Eukaryota, Metazoa, Chordata, Aves, Columbiformes, Columbidae. The record is from RefSeq and is a predicted model, not a curated record. The transcript has 17 exons. Gene Ontology annotation, biological process: signal transduction; positive regulation of ERK1 and ERK2 cascade. The coding region runs from base 154 to 1365 and encodes 403 amino acids. Gene Ontology annotation, cellular component: cytoplasm.